This is a messenger RNA of Clarias gariepinus (North African catfish), 1140 nucleotides long. RefSeq names its product forkhead box I2 (gene foxi2). Gene Ontology annotation, biological process: regulation of transcription by RNA polymerase II; cell differentiation; anatomical structure morphogenesis. The transcript has 2 exons. Bases 1 to 1140 code for a protein of 379 amino acids. The record is from RefSeq and is a predicted model, not a curated record. Gene Ontology annotation, molecular function: DNA-binding transcription factor activity, RNA polymerase II-specific; RNA polymerase II cis-regulatory region sequence-specific DNA binding. Lineage: Eukaryota; Metazoa; Chordata; Actinopteri; Siluriformes; Clariidae.
AUGAUGAACUCCGUGGACGCGCAGAUCCACCACGGGUCUGCUCCCGCCGCGAGUCCUCUCCAGCCCAAGAGCGCGCACGACGCGCCGGAGAUGGCCAUGUACUGCGACAACUUCGUUUACCACCAGCAGAGCGUCGCGAGCGCGCAAAGGCCCGCCGGUUACGGCCUCGGCGAGUACGCGGCCACUCCAAACCCAUACCUGUGGCUCAACGGUCCCGGAGUCAACACCUCCUCAUCAUAUUUACACGGGAACAGCAGCCCGUCGUUCAUCGCGCCGUCCUACACCUCCCAGAGGCAGUACCUCACCAACUCGCCCGGAUUCGCAGGUCCUGACCUCGGCUGGCUCUCCAUCGCAAGUCAGGAGGAGCUGCUGAAGCUGGUGCGCCCACCCUACUCCUACUCUGCCCUCAUCGCCAUGGCCAUCCAAAACGCGCACGAGAAAAAGCUCACGUUGAGCCAAAUCUACCAGUAUGUGGCGGACAAUUUCCCGUUUUAUAAGAAGAGCAAGGCGGGCUGGCAGAACUCCAUCAGGCACAAUCUGUCCCUGAAUGACUGCUUCAAGAAAGUUCCACGCGACGAGGAUGAUCCAGGAAAAGGAAACUACUGGACGUUGGACCCCAACUGCGAAAAAAUGUUUGACAACGGAAACUUCCGCCGAAAGAGAAAGCGCAGGUCAGAAGCGGGCCCCGGGCUUUCCAGCGGUACCAAGUCCGAGGAUGGCCGAGCUGGAGCAGGUGUGAAGUCCUCUGAGGGCGCGCACCUGGGCGGAGCCGUGUCUCCGGAAAUAGACAUAACAGCCAAUGAGAGCCACAGAAGCUCAUCUCCAAUGACUCCUGCGUCCGCGCCUUGCUUCAACAAUUUCUUCAGCACUAUGUCCGGAAUGAGCUCGGCCCCGGGCCCGGCUGUCAGACAGGGCUCCUUGGGGCUAAUCAGCGAGCUGUCAAGUCGGAACAUAAGUGCGUUAAGUCCGUAUAACGAUGCUGCGCCACCCGGAGAGCAACAUGACCACAGCGUGCACGCGAACCGGCCCGCGUACUCGAGCGCGUUCGGUGGCGCGCAAAGCGCGCAGUACAACAGUCACUUCUACAACAGCUUCAGCGUGAACAGUCUGAUAUACCCGAGAGAGGGCACGGAGCUAUAA